This is a messenger RNA of Protopolystoma xenopodis, 261 nucleotides long. The record is from the annotation of a GenBank genome assembly. NCBI's taxonomy places the organism in Eukaryota, Metazoa, Platyhelminthes, Monogenea, Polystomatidea, Polystomatidae.
AUGAAGCGGGUAUUUAAAGCGUCAAAGAACUCGAUUGACACCACAGGGGGAGGCCGAUUUCUCACCGAGUUUGGACUCUGUGCCCCGGACAAUUCGACCAGAUCCAUCAACACUAUCGAGUGCAACACCCUACUGGACAUGGCCGACGAGAACUUCCAGUCGUGGACCUACUGGGAUUCAUUGUUCUUUGACCCAAAUGGAAAACCAAUAGAAAAUCAGGUAUCGUUCCAGCGGGAUUUUCGUAACACCAGGACGGGUUGA